AGGUUGAUUUUGGAUUAUGCGACAAACCUGAACGUGGCACAAACAAAUUUCCCGAGAAAGAUAGAGAAAGAAAAACAGAAAAGAGAAAAUGAUGGUUUCUUCCACUUCCAGCUUCUCGAUCCUCUCCUCCAUCUCACCUAAUAUGAGCCAAGCCGCCUCCGAGCCCAACGCCGAGUCGAGGGUUCGGAAGCUCAAGGGAAGCCCUCAGCUUAACCGUUGGUCCAGGGCUCGAUCCAUCCGCUCCGGUCGGAAACUGGACCGCCCGGUUCUACGGACCCCGAUGAAGGAGACGGACCCUCCGGUUGCCGCAGAGGAGAGUGAGUCGUCUCUCUCUUCAAUGGAGGUGGGGAGCAAUGGCGAAGACGACGCGGAAGUGUCGGCGGUCAAGUCGAUCUACAUGGUGUCUGACGGCACUGGGUGGACCGCGGAGCACACCGUCAACGCGGCGUUGGGGCAGUUCGAGCACUGUCUGGUCGACCGGGGCUGUCCCGUGAAUACCCACUUGUUCUCGGGGAUUGAUGACUUGGAGCGGUUAAUGGAGGUAGUGAAGCAAGCAGCCAAAGAAGGUGCCAUGGUGAUCUACACUCUUGCUGAUCCCUCAAUGGCUGAAGCUGCAAGACACGCCUGCACGAUGUGGGGUGUGCCGUCCACUGAUAUAUUGGGCCCAAUAACCGAGGCAGUUGCUUCCCAUCUCGGGGUCUCACCAUCUGGCCUCCCACGUUGGGCUCCAGGCAGGAACUUCCCUCUUACUGAUGCAUACUUUCGGCGUAUCGAAGCUAUUGAAUAUACUAUCAAACAAGAUGAUGGGGCACUGCCCCGAAAUUUGCACAAGGCUGACAUUGUUCUUGCUGGUGUUUCUAGAACUGGAAAGACGCCAUUAUCAAUUUAUCUUGCACAGAAAGGAUACAAAGUGGCAAAUGUGCCUAUUGUAAUGGGUGUUGAAUUGCCUAAGACUCUUUUUGAAAUAGACCCUGAGAAGGUUUAUGGGUUGACCAUAAAUCCUGUUGUCCUGCAAACAAUUCGAGGAGUAAGAGCCAGGAGUCUGGGUUUGAGCGAAAAAGCAAGGAGUAACUAUUCAGAGAUGGACCAUGUGAGGCAGGAGCUGGAGUUUGCUGGCAAUAUUUUCGCACAAAAUCCUGUCUGGCCAGUAAUAGAGGUGACAGGAAAGGCAAUUGAAGAAACCGCAGCAGUUGUGUUGAGGCUUUACCAUGACCGGAUGAACAAGUGCGCAAUGGCAAGAAUCUCAAAACAUUAUUAGAGAUGGCACUUUUUCCCCCUAAACAAACACUGAUUUGAUGCUACGAUUAACAACAGGGAGCCUAUACAAGGUUCAACUAUGGUUUUUGCUUUUUAGCAUCAGAAAAAAAAAGAAAAAGAAGAAGAAGAGAAAAGACAUGCCUCCUCAAACCCACCUGAGUGAGCUCCGGUUGUAAAUUCUGUCUUUUAACUUCUGUAUUAUGCACCCUUGUUCAGUUUUUCACCUUGCCUUGUAUGUUACCCAUGCUACAUGUUAAUAGAAAACUAUUCUCUCA
Malania oleifera is the source of this 1532-nucleotide messenger RNA. Its product is annotated as probable pyruvate, phosphate dikinase regulatory protein, chloroplastic. Gene Ontology annotation, molecular function: ATP binding; transferase activity, transferring phosphorus-containing groups. Bases 89 to 1258 code for a protein of 389 amino acids. The transcript has 3 exons. The record is from RefSeq and is a predicted model, not a curated record. NCBI's taxonomy places the organism in Eukaryota, Viridiplantae, Streptophyta, Magnoliopsida, Santalales, Ximeniaceae.